UAAUAUAAUUCCCGUAGACAGCAGCCUGAUAUAACAAAUGCUGUGUACUGUAGAAAGUUGGCCCGGCAAUUCAUUGCGAUGAGCACUGCUCCUGCGAUAAAGCUUGCCACCGUAAUUCUUGUGGUCGUCGGGAUUUGGAUCCCCGUAUCCGAGGCUAAGACUCAUAACUAUGAACUCGGGCCUUUCAACAGUUCCUAUUACAACAGCUUGUCAGUCAUAUCGCCCGCUACUAUUAGCAAUGGAGCCUUACAAAUCACUCCUGAUUCCGCCGGUCAUUUUACCCUUACCAACAGGUCAGGCCGUGUAUUUUUCAAAGACUCUUUCAAGCUUUGGCAAGGUACACACUUGGCUUCUUUCAACUCUUCUUUUCUUAUCAACAUCUUCCGCCUCAGUAGUUCUCCACAUCCCGGAGAAGGCUUUGCCUUCCUCAUUUCCCCCACUGUUGAUCUCCCACCAAACAGCCACGGUCAAUACCUUGGUUUGACCAACUCCACCACUGAUGGUCUCCCCUCCAACCGCAUCGUUGCCAUUGAGCUCGACACUGGUAAACAAGAUUUUGAUCCUGAUGACAACCAUAUAGGUCUCGACAUCAAUAGCGUUCGCUCUAAAAAGACCGUCUCCUUGUCUGACUCUGGCAUCCAGAUCGCCCCUGUUAGUGCUAAAUACUAUAUGGUCUGGGUGCAGUAUGACGGAGCUAACAAGUUUUUGGAGGUGUAUAUAGCGGAACAGAAGGAGGGUAGCGAGGGGCUUAUCAUUUCUAGGCCGCCUAUGCCAGUCCUGACUGCGGAUCUUGACCUUAGCACCCUUGUCAACCAAAACUCCUAUUUUGGUUUUGCUGCUUCCACGGGGAUUGCCAUACAACUCAACUGUGUCCUCAGAUGGAAUCUAACGGUCGAAGAUUUGCCCGGUGGUUGGAACUGGAAUAACAAAUGGGUGAAGAUGGGUUUUGAAAUCGUUAUACCCUUAUUGGUUUUGUUGGUGAUAGGGACUGCAGGGUUGGUUUAUUAUGUGCAAAAAAAUGGGGCUGCGCGUGAUGCCAAUAUACUGGGUGCUCUAAAGAGUCUCCCAGGAACUCCAAGGGAGUUCAGCUUUAGGGAUCUCAAGACGGCCACGAACAACUUCGACGACAAACUUAAGCUUGGUCGAGGCAGUUUUGGUGUGGUCUUUAAAGGCGUCCUGCCCAAGGAGAAUCUCCAAAUUGCCGUCAAGAAGUUCUCUAGGGACAACCUCGAGGGCAAAGAUGAUUUUUUAGCUGAGCUUACCAUCAUCAAUCGUCUUCGCCACAAACAUCUUGUUCGCCUUUUAGGAUGGUGCUACAAGAACGGUAAGCUACUUCUGGUGUAUGAUUAUAUGCCAAAUGGGAGCUUGGAUAAGCACUUGUUUUAUGAAUCAGAAGAAAAGAACACUCUAGUGUGGGAGGUGAGGUACAAGAUCAUAUCUGGAGUAGCAUCUGCGCUACAUUACCUCCACAAUGAGUACGACCAGAGAGUGGUGCAUCGAGACCUCAAAGCCAGUAACAUAAUGCUGGACUCAAACUUCAAUGCUCGACUUGGGGACUUUGGGCUGGCACGUGCUUUGGACAACGAAAACACCUCCUAUGCGGAGCUGGAGGGAGUGCCUGGUACCAUGGGGUAUAUUGCCCCAGAAUGCCUUCACACAGGCAAGGCCUUCUGUGAGUCGGAUGUGUAUGGUUUUGGGGCGGUGGUAUUGGAGGUGGUGUGCGGUCUGCGGCCUUGGACACAAAUUUCUGGCUUCCAACUCUUGGUAGAUUGGGUGUGGUUUUUGCAUGGAGAUGGACGAAUACUAGAAGCUGUAGAUCAGAGACUGGUUAAUGAGUUUGUUGGUGAGGAAGCAAAAAGGCUGCUGUUACUUGGCCUGGCCUGUUCACAUCCUAUUGCCAGUGAAAGGCCUAGUACGCAGACCAUCCUUCAGAUAAUAUCAGGAUCUGUGCCUGUGCCUCAUGUUCCACCCUUCAAGCCUGCUUUUGUGUGGCCUUCAACGCCAGGGCCAAUCAGCAUCAGCACUAGUUGUACUACAUCUAAUGUGACAUCCGGCUCUGGCUCUGGCUCUGGUUGGACCCCCCACUACAACCAAGGGGAAGAAGAUUUACAGUGACAGAAACUUUGGAAGGGAAGGCGGUGGGCAUAUGUACCUUUUGACUCCUAUUGAUUUCAACUUUUCCCUUUCUUCUUGUCUCCUUUUGAAAUGUGAUUUAAGUAUUUUGAAGCAUAAGAAAAUUAAAUAAUUAUAUCAUUAGAUAUUAUCAAAUUAUUUUUCUGUACAUCUAAUUUACUCUUUGAUCUUUUGCCAUAAUGACAUACUAUUAAAUUACAUUA
Mangifera indica (mango) is the source of this 2336-nucleotide messenger RNA. RefSeq names its product probable L-type lectin-domain containing receptor kinase S.5. The record is from RefSeq and is a predicted model, not a curated record. Gene Ontology annotation, biological process: protein phosphorylation. NCBI's taxonomy places the organism in Eukaryota, Viridiplantae, Streptophyta, Magnoliopsida, Sapindales, Anacardiaceae. Bases 79 to 2115 code for a protein of 678 amino acids. The transcript has 2 exons. Gene Ontology annotation, cellular component: plasma membrane. Gene Ontology annotation, molecular function: ATP binding; carbohydrate binding; protein kinase activity.